UUUACUUUGUCCCAAAUUUAAUUAUGAAUUUAAAUUGAAAACAACGACAAUUUCACAUUUGAUGUGACCAUGACUGGCAGAAUAACACGGCACCAAAGGAAUGACAGCUUGGAAGGACCAGAAAUUGUAGAAGUGGAUGAAGAAUUUGAGCAGAGAGUUAUCGAGAUCUCUCAUGAUUUGCAAUAUCUAAAUAUUGUUGAUGAUAGUGAUUAUCAACCAUUAUCGCUUGAACUGUUAGAAAUAUGUGAUGAAGAUGAACAAAUUCAAUUCCUAACUCAGGAGGAAAUUCAAACACUAGUUAUAUCCAAUAUUCAAGACAAUCAAACUAUUGUUCAAGAUUAUGAAACUAUAUUAGAAUACCAAGAUGAAAUCGAAAAUGAAAACCAAGAUAAUAAUCUGUGGACACGUCAAGUUGAUGGUGAAAUUCAUACUGAAGUCCUUAUUGGCAAUCAAGGUGUAAAUAAUUAUACUGAAGUCCUUGCUGCCAAUCAAGGUGAAAAUGAUUACACUGAACUCCUUAUUGGAAAUCAAGAUGCAAAUAAUUAUAUUAAAGUCCUUGCUGGUAAUCAAGGUGAAAAUGAUAAUGCUGAAUUCCUUAUUGGCAAUCAGGGUGCAAAUAAUUAUAUUAAAGUCCUUGCUGGUAAUCAAGGUGAAAAUGAUAAUACUGAACUCCUUAUUGGAAAUCAAGGUGCUAAUAAUUAUAUUAAAGUCCUUGCUGGUAAUCAAGGUGAAAAUGAUAAUACUGAAUUCCUUAUUGGUAAUCAAGGUGAAAAUGAUUACACUGAAGUCCUUAUAGGAAAUCAAGGUGAAAAUGAUUAUACUGAAUAUCUUAUUGGCAAUCAAGUUGAAAAUAAUUGUACUGAAUUGCUUAUUGGCGAUCAAGUUGAAAAUAAUUAUACUGAAUUCCUUAUUGGCAAUCAAGUUGAAAACAAUUAUAUUACAGUCUUUAUAGACAACCAAGGUGAAAACAAUUAUAUAUAUCAAAUUGAAGAUCAAAACCAAGAUCAAGUCCAACAGCUAAUUCAAAAAGAAGCUACAGUUCAAGUCCUAAAUCAAGAUGAUAUUAAAAACGAAGACGUGUCAAGCGUUGAUUUAUUAUCCCGGACUGACAACACAUCACUCGCAAUAAAAUGCUCCCGAGGCAAGGGAAGGCGUAUACAAGAAGAAAGCAGUUUCCGUCUGGACUUGAAGCACGCACUUCCAGUUAUAGAAUUUCAUAAAGAAUUUAUGCCUACACAUCUUAGCAGAAAUGUGGCUAACACAUUUUACCGACCUCGCUUAGCAAAGUUCAAAGAAGGUCGCACCAAACGUCCUUUUCGCAACGCUGUUAAUGUAGUUCCAUCGACGUUUCAAGAAUUUGUGAAUCACAAGCGAAUGGUACGAGCUUCUAAAUAUAAAAAGAAAAUGCCAUUUUAUCCGGAAACAAUAGACGAUUUGAGUGCAAAAGACGGUAAAAUUCUGCUGAUGGAGUUCUCAGAAGAACAUCCACCACUUAUGAACCAAGUUGGAAUGAACUCAAAAAUUAUUAACUAUUAUAAGUGUGAGGAGGAUAAGAGUGCAUAUAGUGACAAGUUCAGAUACGGAGAAUGGCAUUCAGCAGUUCAAAGAACGUUUCUCGGUCAAUUAAAUGAUGGAGAGUGUUUACAGACACUUGAAAAUAAACUUUAUCGUGCACCUAUUUAUGAGCACAAAGUUAUUCCAACGGAUUUUCUGGUUGUGCAUAGUAAAGGCAGGUAUUGGAUACGUAAAAUAGAUGGUUUAUUUACUGUGGGACAACUCUGCCCAGUGACCCUUGUACCAGAGCCUAGUUCUAGAGAAGCUUUGAGCUUCAUACGAAAUUUUUUGAAGUUACAUAUAUAUCGCUUGUUCCAGAGAAGCACUUUUAAACCACCUAGAUUACGAAUGGAGGAUAUUAAAGGUGCGUUUCCGGAACUUCCAGAAACGACUAUUCGUAAACAUCUAAAGCAAGUAGCUCAUUUUAAACGCCAUGGCAAUAAUAUUAACUGGUGGAUUAUGAGAAAUGAUAUUUGUUUUCCCACUCUACAGGAGAUUUGUACCUUUAUCACUCCUGAAAAAUGCUGUGCACAUUAUAGCAUGGUGUUAGGGCAGUAUAGAUUAAAAGCAAUUGGCUUCGGACAAGAACAUAGUUUCAAUAUCGAAAACGUGUUGCAAAAUGAUGUAAAAUCAUCGCCCUGGAACACCACCAGGGCAUAUAUCAGAGCAAGAAGUAAUCAAUGUAUUUUACACCUAACUGGUUCUGCAGAUCCCACAGGUUGCGGUUUGGGAUUUUCUUAUGAACGAAUCACACUUAAAGAAUUGGCUGCCAUGGCAGAAAAAGAAAUAAAACAAAAUGCGGAAUCGUGUAAAUUUAUGGAAGCAGAUUUCCGUUGCGUUCCAGUAGAAAUGUGUAGGUGUCUUCUACGUAAAUUGGGUAUGGAUGAUAAAGAAAUAAUGAAAAUUGAUCGUUGGCAAUUGAUCGAUAUUAUAAGAACCCUUUUUGGGGAAAAAUAUAAAACAGACAGAAAGGAAGCAAAUCCAACAAGAGUUGUAACUGACGAAUUGAAUCGAAAACUGGAGCAUGAAGCACAAUUCAAAGCCGAUUCGCAGCGUUUAUUUAAUUUACAAAAUCGUUUGUUGUCAAGCAAAGAAGAGAUUUCUUCAGAUGAAGACUGUGAUGUGGAGGCUUAUGAUUUAAAUGAACUAAAAAAAAUUAGUAAAGACGUAGAAUCAAUGAUAGCAAAAAGACAAAAACGAAUGCUUGGAAGAGAUAAAAAAACUACGGAAAAACCUAAAACCCCAAUUAAGCAGCCUGCGAAAAGUGUAAUGAAAAUAGAAAGAGUUUUUCUUAAACCCGAUGGUAGUGAAUUUAUUUCGGAAGAAAUUGUUCGAGAUCCCUAUAUCAUUGAUGCUUACAUUAAGUUAUAUGCAACGCGAUCAAAAGAGUUUUUAGUUAGCUAUGCAAAAAAUUUUGAUGAAGAAGAGAAGAAACAUCUUAAAAGGGAAAAGCGACUUAUACAACAGCGGCUGUGGCGUAUUAAAAGAAAGGAAGAUCUUGUUACAAAAAAUAUGGAUAAAUUAUAUAACGAUGGUAGUGUACCAAAACUGACUUCCUCAGAAUCUGAUAGUGAUGAUUUUGCACGGAGAACAUUUAAAUGUAAUAAUAAUAGUGCUCUGAAAAUACGAUGUGGCGCAUGUGGAGAGAUGGGACACAUGCGUACGAAUAAGUUGUGCAAGUUUUAUGGUUUGUCAAAUUAUGAGUUAAUCAAUAAAAAGAGUAUUGAAUUGGAAAAGUUUGAGCAACUACAUGGACCUAAUAAUAAAGCCGCUUUGGAUAAUUGGCGGAAUUAUUAUUAUGAAUGCCAACUUAAAAUAAAUCUUAGACGUACAGAUCCUAAAAUUGCCUUAAAUUAUUUACUAGAGGAAAUUCUUAACGAAUUGCGUUCAUUACCAAAUGUGACCCCAUUUCUGUAUCCCGUAAAUGCCAAGGAUCUGCCAACUUAUUAUGAGAAAAUAAAAGAUCCUAUGGACAUACAUACACUCUGCCAACUAGUAAAAGAUGUGAAAUUUAAUGAUAGAGAAGAGUUUUUAAAAUAUAUCAAUAAAAUAUUGAACAAUUCAAUACUUUACAAUGGUGCCGACAGUGACUAUACUAAAGCGGCUGAAGAAAUGAUGUUCAAAUGCUUUGAGUUGUUAUCAAAACACGAGGAAAAGCUAAUGAGUUUAGAGAAAGCAAUAAAUCCAUUAUUGGAUGAAAACAACCAAAAAGCUUUGACUUAUAUAUUUAAGAAAUUACAUGAGAAUCUUGUUACUAUGAAAGGCAGUGUGCCGUUCCAAAAACCUGUAGAUAAAGUUAAGUUCAAAGAUUAUUACGAAAUAAUUAAAAACCCUAUGGAUCUAAGCCUCAUUGAAAAAAAAAUUAAAUCUCAUUGUUAUAAAUCUCGUGCUGCUCUAUUUACUGACUUAGAGUUAAUGGCAAGUAAUUGUGAACUGUACAAUGGACCUGAUGGAGUCCUUAAUCAGUAUAUUAAAAAUUUAAUUUCAUAUGCUAAAGAUCAGUUAUACACAGAUGAGCGCAUAAAUAAUACCUGUUCACAGUUGGAGCAUAAACUGAGAAUUGCUGAAGAGCAAAAGUUAAAAAAUCAUCCUCGUCCUAGCACAUCGAAGGAUGCUAAAGUCGACGUUAAAGGUGAAACAGAGAAAGAAAGAAAAUUUAAUAGCGUGGUGAAGAAAAUCAAACAAAGUGCAGCUGCAAUAAAAUUUGUAGAGAAUAUUAAAAGAACUAUAAAAACUGACGAAAUUUGCUCAGAUGAAGAUAUUUUUCCACAUCGGGUACCUUUGAAGUCUCAAGCAUUUACAAAGUCUACACCCAAACGAAAAACUGAAUUCAUAGACACUAAUUUUAUAGACACAACUGAUGAUGAGUCUACUUAUUGCCCUGUAAGCACCUCCGAUUCAGAAGACGAAUAUUUUGAAAGAAUUUCUGCAAGAAAGAAGAAGAAAAAAAAAUUUCUUCGUUCUUAGAUUUUCGUGUUUUAUCUACUAAAAUUUAUUAUUA
Teleopsis dalmanni is the source of this 4555-nucleotide messenger RNA. Its product is annotated as transcription initiation factor TFIID subunit 1-like. The coding region runs from base 70 to 4521 and encodes 1483 amino acids. The transcript is spliced from 15 exons. Gene Ontology annotation, cellular component: transcription factor TFIID complex. Gene Ontology annotation, biological process: transcription by RNA polymerase II; RNA polymerase II preinitiation complex assembly. The record is from RefSeq and is a predicted model, not a curated record. NCBI's taxonomy places the organism in Eukaryota, Metazoa, Arthropoda, Insecta, Diptera, Diopsidae. Gene Ontology annotation, molecular function: TBP-class protein binding; RNA polymerase II general transcription initiation factor binding; histone acetyltransferase activity.